GAACGAAACGCUGUUUGCGAAUGAAAUUAAUAUGUAAGGUUAUAUAAAUACACGUAUGUCAAAGCGGUUAAUUGCCUUUUGUAUUUAAACAAAUUGCGCAUUCACAUGCAGUAAGCGACGCGAAAAGCGAAAUUCUGUUCCGCAGUGCCUUAUUAACAGGAUUAUUAGUUAAAGACGAGUUAUCAGCAAGCUGUUUGACAAUUGAAUUUCAUUAUAACAUUUGGAUGUUAUAACAAAGAGAACCUUUUAGUGACCACAUAUAGCUCGAGAUGUCGACGGCUCCAAAAGAGCUUUAUUUUGAUAACACGUGGGUUACUACGGGAUCCAGCAUGGAUGCGCAUUAUCAGGAACUCAAGGAACCAACUUGCACAGGACGUUGCAACUUUAAAACUGUCAAUUGCCAGGAAGUAUUUGAUAGCGAACAAAGAACGAGCAAACACAUUACCGGUUACAAAGAGCUUAAUGCAGUUAGAGCUAACAGACUCAGAGCAAUUAUUAUUGGUACUUCAGUUGCGUUUAUUGUUUGCUGUGUCGUAGCUUUAAUUGCAAUUAGCAUGACAAUCCGACAGCAGGAGACACUUGGAGAAUUGCAGACGACAACUGAAAACCUGCGCAACCGAUGUGCGCAGUUGGAAGGAAACGCUAAGCUCUGUCUGCCAUGCGCAGAACUAUCAUUGAGUCCAUUUCCGGAAGGCACGCCGGAAAUCGCUGAACUGCUGAAACACUAUGAAAACGGUCAACAAAUCUGUUGCGCAAAAACGGUUAACCAGACGUCGAUAUUCCUAAAUCUGUUUGCAAAAAGAAAGCAACUGGAGAAAUGCGCACAAGAUGCCAUCAAUGCAGAGAAUCGUCCAUCCGGAAAUUGCAGCAGUUCUGGUUCCCCGAACAUUCCUUCUGGCAACGCAUUCAGCAACGUGUCUGCGCACAUGCUGGCUGGCCCCCAGCCGUCAAACCUGUCCUCUGACGAAAGAAUACGGAACUGGAGUGUUGGUCCGGUGGCUCCCGGAACUCACCUGACCAAUAUUCGACUCUCCUCGGACAACCACUCCGUCGUCAUUGCGGAGUCUGGCCGCUACUUCCUGUACAGCCAGGUCAGCUUCCUAAUAUACUACAACCCGGAAACGCCGCAUGACCCUCGAAGCCCUGCACAGUCCUUGUUCCACUCCGUCUUCCGAUACAACUUCAUAUACCCGUUAGGCGAUGAAGAGCUGUUGCGAAGUGACGUCACUCAGUGCUGGGAACAGAAGAAAGAUUACGGACGCUACACGAGUUACGUCGGCGCCACCGUUCAACUCAACAAGGGCGAUCUGAUCUAUGUCAAAGUAUCCAAAAUCGGAUUCAUUUCGAGAGAAGAACCGGGUUUAACAUAUUUUGGGUUGUUUAAAAUUGGUUGAAUUAUGCUUUGCUAUGAUUCUUUGUGCAUUGCUCAGUAAUAUUGCACUUUAUUAAUAAUAUUUAAUAGAGCUUUCAUUUAUUCGCCGUAUCAAAUACGUUUACAUCGUCAUAUUGAUCUCAAUUUUCAGCUGUCGGCAUUAUAUAAAAUAUUAAAUAUUUUGAGAAAGAGCAGGUUGCAUAUUAGAUCACAAGUGGUUUUCUCGCUGCUUUGAAAAUACCCAGUGAAAAAAUAUUUUCCUCAAAAACAAAAUCAAUAAAACUACGUAAUGACUUAUCAAAUAAAUAGUAACAAGGCCUGGUGUUCAAUUUGCUAAAAAAUGCAACGCAAUCAUCAUCUUACAACGUGAGGGUUUAUAAUUUCCAGAAAGAUAAAGAAAAUACAUGUGUGCGUUCAAUAAGGUCAAGGUUUUGAAACUCUAUACGCACUUGCUGAAUAAACGGAUUGGACCCUAGCUGUUUUCGGACGUCGUAAACUGGAAUUCUUGUUGUAUAAUUGUACUUUCGAUUUGAUAUCUUUUGUUUCAGACAACAGGGUUAUCUCGUGGUUUAGUGAAAAUUUGUAACUUCAAAAGAUGUUUGAAGCACCGUGCAACGUGCUAAGUGUAAGAGCGCCCAUAGGUAGUUUUAAUACUUUAUAACAAAACGAUGUUACAUAAUUCAAGUAUACAUCGGGUAUAUAAUACCGUUUACAUUAUAAAUGUAAUCGUAUUUGUAUUAGUUAUGCUAUGGUUACUUUAUGGGCUGGUCAGAAGAAGUUCAUUCACGGUGUUGUUUGUCAUAUUUAUAAAUCAAUUGAAAGAUAUUUAGAAUAGUUCGAAUUUUGAAUUUUGUUUCGUUUUAUGUUUUCGUUUUGCGUUCAGUUAUAUACAGAUGUGCUCAACUUGUUACAACAUAAUAUAUGCAUGUAUCGAAAUAUUAGCUAUACAUGUAUUAUUUUGUAAUUUGAUUAUUUGAACG
Messenger RNA from Dreissena polymorpha, 2352 nucleotides. Its product is annotated as tumor necrosis factor ligand superfamily member 10-like. Bases 270 to 1394 code for a protein of 374 amino acids. The transcript has 6 exons. Lineage: Eukaryota; Metazoa; Mollusca; Bivalvia; Myida; Dreissenidae. Gene Ontology annotation, molecular function: tumor necrosis factor receptor binding. Gene Ontology annotation, cellular component: membrane. The record is from RefSeq and is a predicted model, not a curated record. Gene Ontology annotation, biological process: immune response.